GGAUGCGUGGCAAUGUUUGGAAGUCUAGAUCUACAGCCACAAUUAAAGGAAUUGGUGGACUCAAUGGUUAGAACACUACGAUUCUUAAGUUGGAAAUCCUCUGCAGGCAAGUUUAUCACUGUGGACGUGAAGGUUGAGGAAUUCAAAAAUAAGUUAAGUUGCCAAAGAAAUGAUACUACAAGUAAAGAAUAUUGUUAUGGUGCUGAAGAGAUUGGUCAAUUCUUGGAGAAGAUUGGUUUUCGAAAAGGCACAACUGUCUAUUUAACUCAAACUGAAUGGCAUGAAAGUCUCCAACCAUUGAGAAAAUAUUUCCCAAAUACCUUUACCAAGGAUGCAGUAAUGCCUAUUGAUCUCAAGGCAAGAUACCUUGAUUCGGGAAAUUUUGAGUAUGAAAAGUUCAUCGACUUCUACCUUUGCAUGCAUAGUGAUGUUUUUGUAGCCACAACUAUGAAUAUGUUCUACAAUAAUGUUGCCGAGAUGAGGAUUGCCUCAGGAAAGACACAGAUUCUUAUUCCUGCUAAAAAAUUGUCAACCUCAGCAGCCGAUUAUCUUUCCCCUCAUAUAUUGAAAAAAAAUCAUAUGGCGUAUUCAUGCUUAUGCAAAAUCUAGGAAGCAAGUUAUUUCAAA
Messenger RNA from Coffea eugenioides, 627 nucleotides. Its product is annotated as protein MANNAN SYNTHESIS-RELATED 2-like. The transcript is spliced from 2 exons. NCBI's taxonomy places the organism in Eukaryota, Viridiplantae, Streptophyta, Magnoliopsida, Gentianales, Rubiaceae. The coding region runs from base 13 to 609 and encodes 198 amino acids. The record is from RefSeq and is a predicted model, not a curated record.